Exserohilum turcica Et28A is the source of this 1626-nucleotide messenger RNA. RefSeq lists its product as uncharacterized. Gene Ontology annotation, biological process: lipid metabolic process. NCBI's taxonomy places the organism in Eukaryota, Fungi, Ascomycota, Dothideomycetes, Pleosporales, Pleosporaceae. The record is from RefSeq and is a predicted model, not a curated record. The coding region runs from base 1 to 1626 and encodes 541 amino acids. The transcript has a single exon.
AUGCUGUCCAGGCCGGCGGAUCCGUGGCCACACUCACAUCACGAGCUAAUCGACCAUUACCUUGCGCAACAGGACGAAGCCAUCGCGUCAGGAUAUUAUCAGCCUUUUUUGUAUCCCUGGGGUGCCGUCAGUCAGCUGCUUGUCAUCAUCUACCUUCUCAUACCGCAUCAAAAUCGACCAUGGCUCAAGAAUUGCCGGUACCUGGUAUUUGCAUUGCUGACGGCUUUUGCCACAUAUACCAUAGUGUACACAAGAGCUAGGGGAUUGGUACCAGCAAUGGUGAUUGGGCUUAUUAGUUCAUGGACGAUAGUAUGGACGAGCGCACUUCUCGUAUGCAACAAUGCCCAAACGGAUUUCAUGAGGAUUGAGAGAACUCAAGGUGUCUUUGGAUCCGAUGUGCUGAGGGAAAAGAUGAAAGACCAUGCAGAUGCAUCUGCCGAGACAAAAGAGACAAAUGCGGCAAACAGUAUCAGGGAAGAUCUCGUUAACGGCUCGUCUGGCCCGCGGGAGCGUCACGGCGAGUUUGCAUGGCAACCUUACCCUUUGGCGCCCUUGAUCGAACGGCUCGACUGGGUCCUAGACGUCUUCUAUAACUUCCGCGGCAUGGGAUGGAACUGGCGAACUUCUGCGCUUCCCCCACCUCCGAAAUCCAUCCAGUCUCAACUCCGCCGCAAUUCCAGCACUCGGGUCCCUAGGCACUCGUACAAAGCACAUUCGGGCCAAUUAAAACAGUACGUCUUGCGGGCAGAGCUUCUACGAAGCAACACCUGGACACUAAUAAAAGGCUACCUAAUGCUGGAUGCCCUCAAAACCGUCAUGAUGUACGAUCCGUACUUCUGGGGCUACGUCCACCGACCACCACCAUCACACUUUCCGUGGGUACUUACAAACUCGCCUGUUCUGACACACACUUAUCGCCUCUUUCUAUCCAUGCUCGGCAUAAAGUAUGCGCUGCAGUCAGUUUUCUGUCUGCCGCCCCUCUUCUUCAGCGGCAUACUCUCGCCUUCUCUCCUCGGUGCCCGCGCAGAACCCUGGAUGUACCCCGAGACUUGGGGCCCAUACAGCGUGGUGCUUGACAAGGGGCUGGCGGGCUGGUGGGGAAACUGGUGGCAUCAGACCUUUCGCUUUGCGUUCCAAGAGCCCAGCCGCAAGUUGAUUGAGUUGCUGGGCUUGCAUAAAACUGGUGCGGUCGCCAAGGCGCUGCAGCUAUUCAUUGCAUUCUUUCUCAGCGGCUUCGUGCAUGCGAUUGGCAGUGUGACUUGUGUGGGCGAUACAGAUCCUCUACGAGGACCAAUGGCGUUUUUCCUCUUGCAGGCUGUGGCCAUGUUUGCUGAACAGUGUCUCUCUCAGGCGGCAAGUGCUGCGGGAAUAGGCCGGAAUCUGCCUUCCUGGCUGAUCAAAGGGUGGAAGUUUGUAUAUGUGCAUGUGUGGUUUUACUGGACUGCACAUCUUAUUUGCAAUGACUUUGCAAAGGGCGGCAUAUGGCUACUUGAGCCUGUCCCUUUCUCGCUGCUUCGUGGAUUGGGGCUGGGCGCUGAUGAGAAGGACGGAUGGUGGAACUGGGGCGGACAGUUCGUACGGUGGCAUAGUGGGGAUAGGUGGUGGAGGAGCGGUAUAGCUAUCUGA